UACAGACAAUAAAUCUCCAACGGUCCGAAGUCAGAAAAACGUCAACUCCGUUACUCUCAUAACGGUCACAUUUACCAUCUUCACUACACAACCCUUCUUUCUCUCUUUCUGUCUCACCUCUCUCUGAUCAUCAAUGGAACCCGCGAAAAUCGAUUGGAAGAAUCUAGAAUGGAACUUCGCUGUAGACGAACUCUACGAACACCUCAACGCACCCAAAUACGUCGAUUUCUUGUCCCUCAAUCAUAACAUCAACAACAACGAUGAUGAAGCUUGGUUUUGCAAACCUGAUUGCAAUCACCCUAAAACAGCAGAGGAUUUUCUCAGAUCACCUAGCCCUUUCAAGGCUAGUAGAAGUCCAUUUUAUUUCUCAGAAAAUUUUCCAAGUAGUGACAAAAGUAAAAGAGAUAUGAAACUCAAGAGAAGGGUGCCACCUAUUUCAUCAUCUUCUCCUCAAGAUGAUAAAUUCAGAUUCAACAUAGAUAGCGAAAACCAAAACCCGAAUUUGGUUACUCCUCAAUUCAAGUUGACGAAGGCUUUGAUCAAGUCAAGUGAUGAGAAGAAGAAACCAGUUGAUGAAACAUUGCAGGAAAACAAUGCGGCGGUACCUUCAUUGAAAUCAACUCUUUCUGCGAAGAACUUGUUUUCGAAACGGCCUAUUUUGAAUCAAAUCACAGAAUUCUGCAAUGAAUUGAAGAGAAUGGCAAUAAGAGCUAGGGAGAGAGAAAAUACUGAAAAUACUGAAAAUUUGAACCCAAUAGAAAUUAAAGAAGAAGUUGUUAUGCAUGAGAAGACUCCGCCGGUUAAAGCUUUGGCCGAAAGGAAACCACUGCUUGAAAUGGAUAAGGCUGAAAGAUUGGAGGGGACGUGUGUUAAAGGAAAGUUAAACCGAAAGAAAAGACCCGAUGAGGCAGAAAACAUGCCUAUAACUCUUGACAUGGAGAAUGUAAGACACAAGAGGGAGAAUGUUUUACAACAGAUUCGAACAAAUCCUCCUUCUCCUCAGUGCUUCUCCGCAGGACUCACUAAACCUAACCCUUCAAAGUGUUCCAAAUCCCGGCUCAUGCUUAUUAUGCAGGAGAGAGGAAUACUUGAAGAAGUUGAGCAAAACAAGGGAGUUGCGAAGGACUCGUUAGCACACAACAACAGCAAAAGUAUUACAGUAAAUGAUGGAAGAGAAACCAAGGCCUUGGACAUGUUUUGGUUCUUCAAGCCUUGCACAGCAAUGUCAAGCUGAAUUUCACUUGAAAAUUUGAAAUUAAUCUGGCUCAAAAGUGAUUAUAAAUUUCAUUCAUUCUUUCAUUUGUUGUACUAUAUAAGAAUUUGAAACUGUUGAUUCAUUACACUUGUACUGAACCUGAAAUCUGUCAAUAAAUUGUCACUUACAUUUGCAUUGAGGAGUUUUUUACUUUGUUGAAAAAAGCCAAAUUGCAAUUUGCAGGCAAACACUUGCUCCAUCGAAACAUCUUUGUUAUUGAAGACUAUCUUUUCUUGCUUUCCAUAUAUUUCAAAUGCAACUAAACCAC
Vicia villosa (hairy vetch) is the source of this 1523-nucleotide messenger RNA. RefSeq lists its product as uncharacterized. The record is from RefSeq and is a predicted model, not a curated record. The transcript has 6 exons. NCBI's taxonomy places the organism in Eukaryota, Viridiplantae, Streptophyta, Magnoliopsida, Fabales, Fabaceae. Bases 134 to 1234 code for a protein of 366 amino acids.